Drosophila kikkawai is the source of this 1065-nucleotide messenger RNA. RefSeq names its product probable G-protein coupled receptor Mth-like 6. Lineage: Eukaryota; Metazoa; Arthropoda; Insecta; Diptera; Drosophilidae. Gene Ontology annotation, biological process: G protein-coupled receptor signaling pathway; cell surface receptor signaling pathway. The record is from RefSeq and is a predicted model, not a curated record. Gene Ontology annotation, cellular component: membrane. Gene Ontology annotation, molecular function: G protein-coupled receptor activity.
AUGUUUCAUGACACAAUUAAGCUAUAUUCCAUUAUUUUCGUGGCCUUCCUGGAGCUCAUUUUCCUACAAACAGCAAAAGCGGAUAUUCCCGGAUGUCACUUCCUAGAAACUGUGAAUAUAACGUCUAGUCUGAGGCUACAAAACGGCUCCUAUAUGUACCAAGACAUCGAGAUUCCUGAAUAUUUGACUGGUCAAUAUGAUUACAUAACAACUGAGUUGGAUUAUAAUGAAACUGUGAAGAGCCACCUACGGGGAUGUGUGUGCCAACUUAAGCCAUGCAUAUGGAUCUGUUGUCGCUUUAAAGAUUGGGAUGAACCCAAUAGUAAAUGCACAGAUGGUCUGAUGGAGGAGUUGGCUAAAAUCAAUCCCUUCCUUAAUGUGACACUCAUCAAUGGAUCUGUGGUAGAAACGAAUUUGCUAAAGAAUUUUAUCGUGUUGAGAGAUCGACUGCGGUAUUUUGAUUUUUGGGAAAUAGAUAAGUACACAAUAUUCGAGGACGGCUCUAUACUGUUGAAUAUUACGCCCACGGUUAUCUUCAGGGGAUAUGACUGUCUCCAUCCAAAUCAGUUUAUUUCAGGCAACACAGAGUCCUUUAUGGCUGCCGUCCAUCAUAGAUUGUAUAAUGCGAUGCCACUGUUCAAGAACGCAGUAAAUAAAAAGCGUUACGUCAUGAUUUAUUUCUCCAUCGCCAAAUUCAGUUGGCUCUUGGCUUUGAGCCAUCAGUUGUGGAGAGGCUUUACAUCGGUCAAUCGAGUUGAGUCUGAAUAUAGCUUCGGGACCUACAGCAUCUUUGCCUGGGGAUCGGCAGCUAUCCUGACGGGAGUACCUUUCCUGAUUGAUCAGAUUUGGGAUAGCGAUCCCAACUCGAUGCAAUGGGUGUCCGGCAUUGUUGCCGAUAACUAUUUUCACUACAUUAUUGAAACUCCGUUGGAAAUACUAGUAGCAUUAAAUACAAUCCUUUUUAUGUUGACCAUUAUCAGCAUUAUACGAGUAAAACUCUCACUGAGGCACUUCUCUGACCAGGACGAGAGGGCAAGGAACCUGAACUCGCGAAUGCAAACGUAA